AUGAGUCCAUUGAAAAAGGUCACUCUUGUUACUAUUCUUGUUUCAUUUUAUAUGUUUUCAUCAUGUGUUUCAAGCACUGAGUUUGAAGUUGGAGGAGAAGAUGGUUGGAUCGUACCAGAAUCUAACAAGACUCAUGGAGAUAUUUUUAACCAAUGGGCUUCACACAACCGCUUUAAAGUUGACGACACUAUCCGUUUCAAGUACAAGAAAGACUCAGUGUUAGUGGUAUCAGAGGACGAGUACAAGAAAUGCAAAGCUACUAAACCGCAAUUUUAUUCGAACAAUGAUGAUACGCUUUUUAAACUAGACCGUCCCGGUUUGUUUUACUUCAUUAGCGGUGUGUCGGGUCAUUGCGAAAAGGGUCAGAAGAUGAUCAUAAAAGUUAUGGAGACUGAGUCUACACCAGAUUCUCCUUCUCCUUCUUCCCCUUCUUCAUCCUCUUCUCCUCCAUCUCUCCCGGCGACUCACAAGAAGAGCAAUGCCUUGAAAACAACAGUCCAGUUCAGUAGUUCAUGUUUUGUCGUCUUUGUGAUCAUGACUAUUUCUGUUUUUGGUUUGGUUUAA
Molecule: messenger RNA, 564 nt
Organism: Eruca vesicaria subsp. sativa (arugula)
Lineage: Eukaryota; Viridiplantae; Streptophyta; Magnoliopsida; Brassicales; Brassicaceae
Source: the annotation of a GenBank genome assembly